Molecule: messenger RNA, 691 nt
Organism: Cuscuta campestris
Lineage: Eukaryota; Viridiplantae; Streptophyta; Magnoliopsida; Solanales; Convolvulaceae
Source: the annotation of a GenBank genome assembly
GACGACUCCCGACGGCACAUUCAAGAAGCAAUCCAAAAUUGCUCAAAGCUCAAAGGUCCAGAUGCCAACGGAAGAUUUAAGGUGCAGUCGAAAAGGUUCUCCUUCAAUGUUUCAAAAGCUAAAUUCCUUGAGAUCUCAGAAGAACGAAGAGAUGCAACUUGCUCUGGCUUCUACGAGAACGAGUUCCUUUUCAAAUGUAACGGUUGAUGUGCCAACUUGGGAAGCUGGAAAUUCAAAGGCAGAUUGUGGUGCUCCAACAGAUGUGGCAAUAAGUUCCAUAGUGCUAAGAGAAGGAGUAAAAUUCAAGCCCAUUGCUGACUUUGAACUACAAGACUCUAACUCUCAAAUUACCCCUGUAGAAGGGAUUGGUUUAGCACUGGCAGUUUGCUCUUCAGUACAGCUCGGGACAUGAGUUUUUCACUCGAUUGCAGGCUCCUCUUCACAAGUAAUCAGAAGCUCAACCAAAGAUAAACUAUCAUUUCAUGCCUCUCCAUUCUACCCCAGAAGUCUUAUGCCAUCUAAACUAUCUUUAAAGGAUAUGAAAGCUCUAAACCUUAAAGCAGAGGAUCUCCAAAAUGAUUUGAUGAUGACUGAGAGUUCACCAAAGAAUACUAUUUUUAGUGUGGGACUUAGAGAUCAUGAGAGUAAUAGUUCUCGUCUUUUGGAAGAGGAACAAAGCUUACUGUUUGGG